Messenger RNA from Paramormyrops kingsleyae, 3165 nucleotides. The record is from RefSeq and is a predicted model, not a curated record. Lineage: Eukaryota; Metazoa; Chordata; Actinopteri; Osteoglossiformes; Mormyridae.
AGACAGUAGUGAGGCACUACUUUGUGUGCAUGUAUGUCAGUCUUUUACAAGUUCCUCCUGGCCAUCUCUUUGUCACAGAUGCUGCUAAUGUUUGCUUUGGAUCAGCCCCACCAGGUCUGAGACCAUCUUGGUAUCCCUCAGAGCCAGGAAACCAUCCUGCCAGGGAAAUUAGUAUCAGAUGACCUGAUUGGACCCAAUAGCAACAUCAUGGAAUUGGAAAAGCGUUCGAAUGGCAUCCAUUACCCUGAGCAUGUGACCACUGAAACUAGGUGUACAGAUGAAGAUGGGACUGUUUUGCCAAGGUUUCAUGAUGCUGAAGCCACUCCAGAAGAACGUGAGGAAUUCCUACCUCAUAUGCCUGAUGAGCAAAACCAGAGUCACUUUACUGAUUUUGUUGGAAAGACCUCUUUGGGAAUGUCCAUCUUCAACCUCAGUAAUGCCAUCAUGGGUAGUGGAGUUCUGGGCUUGGCAUACGCCAUGGCCAACACUGGCAUCAUCCUCUUCGUGAUUCUGCUGACCAGUAUCGCCACCUUGUCUGCUUACUCAAUUCACCUUCUCCUGAGAAGCGCCGAUAUUGUAGGGAUCCGUUCCUAUGAACAGCUGGGUAAUCAGGCUUUCGGUGUUCGGGGGAAAGUGCUGGCGGCUUGUGUCAUCUCCAUACACAACAUCGGAGCCAUCUGCAGCUACCUCUUCAUUGUGAAGUCUGAGCUGCCACUGGUUAUUGGAACCUUUCUGGGAACCCCAUCCAACUCCGGAGAGUGGUAUCUGAAAGGGGAUUACCUGAUCAUCAUUGCCAGCCUGAUUAUUAUCCUGCCUCUUGCCCUCAUGCGGCAGCUUGGAUACCUUGGGUACACUAGUGGACUCUCCUUGACAUGCAUGGUGUUCUUCCUUAUCUCUGUGAUCUACAAAAAGUUUAAUGUCGGAUGUCCUUUAGAAGAUCACAACCUGACCCAGCCCUUAACAGCCAUGGUCAACAGCACCAGUGAUGACGAUGUGUGCGAGGCCAAACUCAUCACGUUUAACUCAAGGACGGCGUACGCCAUUCCAAUUGUGUCGUUUGCCUUUGUCUGCCAGCCAGUGGUUCUGCCCAUCUACACGGAACUCUGGAAGCCGACGAAGAAGCGCAUGCAGAGAGUUGCUAACAUCUCCGUCUUAGCAAUGUUUCUCAUGUACCUUCUUACAGCUGUCUUUGGCUACCUCACCUUCUAUGAUAAGGUGGAGUCGGAGCUCCUCUAUACCUACAAGGGAGACAGUGCAGACCACCUGAUUUUGUGUGUGCGUUUGGCUGUGCUCAUGGCUGUGACCCUCACAGUGCCUGUGAUCAUUUUCCCAAUCCGGAGAGCCCUGCUCCAACUCUUCUUUGAUGCCAAGCCUUUCAAUUGGGUGCGUCACAUCAGUGUUACAUUCGGCCUGCUGGUCUUUGUCAACAUCCUGGUCAUCUUGGUACCCAACAUCAAAGACAUCUUUGGAGUCAUUGGAGCCACAUCAGCGCCCACCCUGAUCUUCAUACUUCCAGGAAUAUUCUACAUAAGAAUUGUCCCUGAGAAUCUGGAACCACUGAACUCCAGACCAAAGAUUCAGGCUGCCUGUUUCGCAUCUGUAGGAUUCUUGCUUAUGGUGAUCAGCAUAUCCCUCAUCAUUAUGGACUGGGCAUCUGGAGGACAAUAAAGCACAGGUGGACACUAACACAUCACCUUCAGCCAAAGUCAUGAAGGCAGGACAGCACAUCCCUACCCUACUGGAGUGCCAGUCUCAGUCAUGCACGCCUUUGGCUUUGAUAAGGGUGACAAGGGUAAUAAGGAUGUUAAAGAAUAACAGAAGGAUACAUCCGCCACAGUGAAACCAAAAUGGCCAAAUCAACUGCUCUGGUAUCAGCAUUUCUAUUAGAAGCACAAUUUUAAGGAAAAUGUGGGAGAUUGCAUAACCCAGCACUCAAAAUACUCGGCUUUCCAUUGUCUCUUAAAUCAAACUGAGGCCACCACAAUGAUCACUUUGUAAGGGUCACGAGGAACCCUGCAUGCUGAGGAUGGGGAAGAAGGCGGGGCCAAACCUGGGCCGCCAGUUUUUCGUGUGUGCCCGGCCACAGGGAAACGCCUCCAACCCAGAAGCACGCUGUAACUUCUUUGCUUGGGUGGACAAGGGCAAAUAGCAAGGAGUGUAAUUGGAAGGGGGAGUGGCUUGGAAGGGGGAGUGGCUAAGAGUAUCAGAGAUUCCACUGGUCAAGGCUGUUUAUUCUCAUGACUUUGGAAUCACAUGGAAGGGGUACCGUCCUUAAAUGUGGACAUAGUACUAGGCAAAAGAUGAAAGAUACUGUGAUUAUGACAAGCCGUAGGUGAUGACAGAAAAGAGUAUUCCUGGCCCCAUGCAUUGUGAAAACUGGUCCUAUUUGUUUUAUUUCACCCCUGUAAUCGUGUCCGUUUCAUUUCAUUUUCAUGUUCAACUUUUUACAGAAGUGUCUUUUUAAAAAUGUUUACUCUUCAGAAUGGCUGGCCCAGAUUGCAAUAACUGAAAAAAACUUUUUGCUGUUUUCCAGUAUUAGUCAGUGUGAAAAAGAACAAAGAACAAAAAUGGACAUUAGUAUAGGUUGGGAGAAGGUGACAAAGUGGUUGCCUAGCACCCCCUGGUGUACUGACCUCAAGUCAUUCACAAAGGGACAGAUUGGAGAGCAGGCUGAAAAUCUAGGUUAAAAUACUGAGGGUUCUGGCUAGUUAUGGGUAAGGAAAAACAUUUAUGAGUGAAUUUAUUAUCUUCUCUGCUAGUUUGACAAAACACAGUUAAUCAAACUUUGUCUCCUACACAAAGGAAAUGUAUUACGUUUGUGAGAAAUACAGGUAUCUGACUAAACCUUUGUGUCACUGAGAAAAGAGCAGAGCCGGUCACCCUUUCUGUGUCCACCUUGGGCCCCAACUUCUGAGGGGCGCAGACUCCGAGGCAAAGUGAAAUACAAUCAUGUUGCAAUAUCACGGAAACAAAAAAAAAACAUUUUGUGGUUUGUAUAUUAAACACAGAAAUCAAAUUCUAUUACAAUCUGUUCAUACUAGAGAUGCAGAGAUUGCGUUUAAGCUAUCCGAGCUUUGCCAAAACCCGGUCAAAACAUCCGCGCGUAGAUGUAACAUUACGGUAUCAGAUCGCGUUUAUGGAAAACAGACUCCACGAUCCCGCAUA